AUUUCUUGGAAAUUUAUGCUAGGAAUAGACAAGGAAUUUGGGAAAGCAGUUGGCACCUUAGGAAAUGCAACAUUCAGCUGCCCCCCAGCAGUUGUAAAGAACUCUCCUCUCUCCCAGCCUCAGCCUCCCUGUCACUGAAAUGGACGUAACACUCUCCCAGCUUGAUUGUAAACAUGGGAUCCUCGACCCAGGCAUCCGGGACGUUGCUAGGAGUACCUGCGACACGUAAUCCGAUCCAAGGAAGCUAAACAGCUGGAAACUUUACAGGAAACCUUGCCAGAAAGCUGGGCCAUAAAAAGAAGUGAACUUAAAUGCAUCAAAAUGUUAUUGGAUGACAACUGCGUUGCUUUUGGCUCACCUUUCCCAAUGCCACCCUCGCCACUGGAAGAGCGGAUCGGCGUGCUGCAGAGACCCAAGACUUUGGCUCUCCGUUUCAGCCACAGCUUUGUCACCCACAGCAGUGGCGGGGAGAAGCCACUGUCCCCAUCCGCGACCUGCCGAGUCGCCAGCCAGGGCCCCUGUGACGCGGCCCGCCGAAGCAGCGUCCUUCUCCCCGGCCACCCGCACGCCCUCGACCUCAAGCUGCGAGUGGGUGGGGGGCCACCAGGUCGAGGGUCGGAGCGCAGCUUUGCCUCACUGCCGGACCUCAAGCAGGCUGAGAAGAAAGGGGUGCUGACCCCCCAGCUGAAGGCACUCCUGCCCCAGGCCAAGCUCAAGAAGCGGUGUUUCAAGGAGAACUCCAAGCCGACGGGGGACGCUUCCCCCAGCUCCUCCUCGCUCUCCAGCCCCGCCCGCGCCAUGCACCCCUUGAAGUGCGGCUGCUGGGGCUGCUGGCGGCUGAUGCGCUGCGAGGAGGCCGGGGCGAAGUCCAGCCUGCGCUCCCUGGGCUGCUUCUCCAGCCGUUCCAGUUUGCGCUCCCUGGGCUGCCCCGGCUGCAGCCCGCAGUCCAUGAAGAAGCCGGGCUGCUUCUCCUGCGCCCCGGUGGCCCUGCGCUCCCUGGCGUGCCUGACUUGCAACCUCUCGGUCAAGUCCGCCAGCUCCUCCUGCAGCUUCUGCAGCAGCGACCCCAUCGUCGCCUACGACCCCCGGGUGGGCCCCUCGCCAGCUCCCAGCUGCUACGGCGGGGAAGACGAAGAGGAGGAGGACGAUGACGACUACACUGUCCGCACCAUCUGGCCUGACGAGCUGGCCAAGAAGAUGAGCAAGGCCCACAUGCAGCCGCCGCAGCAGGGCCAGCAGCAAACGUCCCCCUUGAUCCUGGACUGCCGCAACCUGGUGGAAUUCACCAAGACUCAGCUGCAGGGCGCCAUGCGCUUUGGGGCACCCGAUGCGCCAGGACGGCGGCGGUUCCAGCAAGGGAAACUGGCCGUGCUGGAUUUCCUCUCCUCCCGGGGGACCUGCGACGGCCGGGACUCCUCGCUGCAGUGCCUCUGGUCCAAGGAGGGGAACGGCUGCGGGGGGGGUGCGGAACCACCGCCGGCCAGUCCCCCCAAGCCCCCCAAAACCCAGCCUAUGCAGAACCUGCACCUUGUCCUGGAUCUGGUCCACAAAGAUGAGCAAGAAGGGCCUGGUAAGAGAGGCAGUCCGACUGGGUCAGACGUCCCGGAGAUCUCGGACGACUUGGUCUCCCCGCUCACCCCCGACUUGGAGAACGCCGAGCUGAGCCCCAUCCUCCCCUUCCUCUUUCUGGGCAACGAGAAGGAUGCCCAGAAUUUGGAAAAGAUGCUUCACCUCAACGUGGGCCACGUCCUGAACGUCACCACCCACCUGCCGCUCUACCACGCCGACAGCGGGCGUCUCCGUUACAAGCGCCUGCCUGCCACCGACAGCAACCGCCAGGAUCUGCGGCAAUACUUCGAGGAGGCUUUUGAAUUCAUCGAGGAGGCUCACCAGAGUGGCAAGGGGGUGCUCAUCCACUGCCAGGCUGGCGUCUCGCGCUCGGCCACCAUCGUGAUCGCCUACCUGAUGAAACACACCCUGAUGACCAUGGGCGACGCCUACAAGUACGUCAAGGGCCGCCGGUCCGUCAUUUCGCCCAACCUUAACUUCAUGGGGCAGCUCUUGCAGUUUGAAACGGACCUCAACGCCGGCGUCACACCCCGCAUCCUCACCCCCAAGCUGGCCGGCGUGGAGACCGAGGUGUGAACUGGAUGGAGCGCCGGGGGAUCUCCGUCAACUCUCAGGGCUGGGAAAGGGGUGUGUGUGCAAUAAGGGGCUGGGGGGCGGGCAGCAGGAGGGCAGACCCCCCAGAUGGCCAAAGCAGCAAGCUGACUAAUGAAUCCCGAACCUCACGGAAACCAACCCCGGGCAGAUCCCGUGUCGGGCUGCCUUUGGUGUGGAAGCGCUUGACGCUACGUCUCCACACACAAACUGCCAAAGGCUGCCAACACUUGGUUUUGUGAAUCUGGGUGGCACUGCCAACAUUUAGCGGGUGCCGCGGUUUCAACUCCCACCUUGACUUUUCCAGGCGAGUCUACCUUGGCAUCAGGGUGGGAUGGGAAUGGGGAGUGAUUGGGGGGGAGGCUGUGGUGUGCCAGGUUAAUUUAUUGGGUGUGUGUGUGCACGUGUGUGUGUGUAUAAAUUGGGGGGGGUGCUGUCCCUUGCCACUGCCUUUUUUAAAGAAAAGCUCCGGUUUACUUCCUUUUUACUGUGGAGAGCAGUAUAUUGGAAUCCCUCGUGCACUUGCCAACUGUCUGUGUUUGUGUGUCUGCAAGAGGCAGAAAGUGUUUGAUGGGGAGGUGAAAUGGGGUGGCUGGGGGUGGAACGCAUUCCCAAAGCUGGGGACUGCAGACUUUCCUUCAGGGUAAAAAAAAAAAAAAUCUUGCUGCAAACGGAAAGGUGGGGAGUGAGAUUCAUCCUCCUUCUCCCCCCACUUAAUGGGGGCAACCAGGUCUCUCUCUCUCCCCUCCCCAGUUUUUCUGCUUGGGCUGUCUCUUUGAGGUGGGUUACUUCGUUUGCGUAGCGUCAGAACCGGUUGCAAAAUGGUGAUCCCGAUUGAGCCGUAGCUGCAACCCACAACUUUUUAAAGUAGCUUUUCCUGGGCCGCUAGUGAAGGAACAGAUGCAGCCUCUUUCAAGAGUUGCCCCCAGAUUAGUUACGUUGCCCCCAGACGCAGACCCCAAACGGCCCCCACUGACUACAUGGACUGAAUCUUCAAAGGGUAAAUAAUGUGGGGGCUGGGAACAGGAGCCCCCCUCUCAGCCCAGAUAAGGCAACCCACCUCCCCAUCGUUGGCCAGGGAUGUUUAACUUAGGGAUGCUGGAAGCUUCCAGCUGGGUUGAGACUCCCAUUCCCAUCAUCCACGACAGCCAAGGUUAACAGAGGCCCUAUCUUAUAGAGGCCUCUGCCUUCCCUGAUUUAUUUGGGGAAGGUGAAGCCGAGAUGGUUUCUCCCUCCCCUCUGACUUGAGAUGCAAUAUAUACACACAGGCACAUUUUUGCCGGAGGGUGCCUUUUCUGAAAAGCACCCGUGCCCCCCUGCCACAAGAGGGGGGAGUGCAAAGAGUUUGCCGUAUGCCCUGUGGAUUUCAAUGGUCUUCCAUGUCUCAUUUCUCCCCCUUUGUUGACUGAAGCCCAUCACCAGCAAGGACCUGCAAAGCGGGCGUAAAGAGGGAAAAAACAUGGCUUUAAGAAAUGGGUGGGUGGGGGGAACGCAGUGAGAAGUGGGCAGCAGGCAGGCCCUCCUUUUCCUCCAGUCAUUGACCAUGCCAAAAAAAAAACAAACCCAAGCCACACAACUGUGACAAAAAUCUUCGUAGUUUCUGUGUUUGUCUCUCCCUGAAAAAGUUUCUUAGGUGAUCAAUAUUUGCACCAUUCCUCUGUUCCCUUUUGACUCUGAAUACUGCCAGCAGCAAGAUUUUACAGAAUCAAGACCCUCUGAAAUUCCUAGGGUGGGGUUAUGGGGCAGAGGUUGGAUUAGGAACAGGGAGACCCAGGUCAAAUCCAUCUUUGCUAUGGAACCUUCCAGGAAGGAUGGAGCCCAAAAUAUUUUUCAGCACAUUGCAGGGUUGUUUGUUUAAAACAAAUUUAAGGGGUUUGGCAAAGAAAGGGACAUAAACUUAAUACAUUUGGCCAGGGGGAUUGGCAAUUUGGGGGGGUAAGCCCCAGUAUUUCCCUCCAACGUUAACGGCAAUGAUGCGGUUCCAAGAAGCCGUGAAUGUGCCCCAAUGAAGCCGGGGCUGCGUUUCAAAAGCCUGGCCCUCCAGAACGCCAUCCAAAACGACUGUCUCGAAGCCUCUUUUGCAAGCCAAUUUAUAUCGUUUUGCUUUCCCUAAAUAUUUGGGGGUACCCAGAAGCCUUGUCGGGGUUUUAAAGGGGAGGACGUGGGAAACGGCGGCUAAAUUUGGAAACGCAAAUUCCGUUUCCGAAACUCAGAAAACAAACAAAAAACCCUUGAAUGCACAGAAUGCCCAAUUCAAAAUGACUGAAGCUUCUGGCUGAUUUGUACACGCAUGUGUGUAUACACACCUGCCUCCGUAAACCUGCGCUCCCGGCUUUGCUUAAAUUAUCCCCGGACUGAGCAACUGUGCAUCCUCGGCGCCCUUCCCACGUGGCAGCUGUGCUGGUGGCGAGUGCAAAUUUCUCCUCCAUUCUCUCUUUUUAGACUUUUGUACUUUCAAUACUGCCUCCUGCCAUUAGAUUCCUCCUCCUGCCUGCUGUUUCUCUUUGGACCUUGCCUUUGUUAUUUAUUAGGCCCGGCUAUAAAGGCCUCACUUAAUUUAUUAAAUGUGAUUUCUGCUUUUGUAA
Molecule: messenger RNA, 4745 nt
Organism: Python bivittatus (Burmese python)
Lineage: Eukaryota; Metazoa; Chordata; Lepidosauria; Squamata; Pythonidae
Source: RefSeq, a predicted model, not a curated record